Messenger RNA from Aedes aegypti (yellow fever mosquito), 2846 nucleotides. RefSeq names its product zinc finger protein 62 homolog. Gene Ontology annotation, biological process: regulation of transcription by RNA polymerase II. Lineage: Eukaryota; Metazoa; Arthropoda; Insecta; Diptera; Culicidae. Gene Ontology annotation, molecular function: DNA-binding transcription factor activity, RNA polymerase II-specific; zinc ion binding; sequence-specific DNA binding. Gene Ontology annotation, cellular component: nucleus. The transcript has 10 exons. The record is from RefSeq and is a predicted model, not a curated record. The coding region runs from base 110 to 2737 and encodes 875 amino acids.
AAAUCUCGAAAAUCAAAACAAACACGUCGAAUGUAAAUAAUGUUUAGAGUUCAAAAAUUUGUUUAAGUAAUUUUGUUUUAAUUUGUUUUGUCAAAGCAUUUUAAAUACGAUGAAAAUGGCUUCAAUAGCAAUCAAAAAAGAGCCCGAAUGGUACGAGGAGCGUGAUCGCAUAUGCCGACUGUGCAUGAGUGAAGAAGCCUUUGAUGAUGUAUUCAGGGACGAGAAUCUUCACCAUUGGAUAAGCGAAUUUCUCGCAAUCAAGAUAUCGAACGACGAUGGCAUGAGUCGAAGCAUCUGCGCCAUCUGUCGAUUACGGUUGACCGAGUUUAAUAAUUUCCGGAUAGGAUGUCUGGAAGUGCAAGAAGUAUUGCGGCGAACGGUUCGAACUGAAUCUGAAUUUUCGAAUGAUUCAGUAACUCCAAAAGCUUCUUCAUCGCAAGAAAAGUCAUAUCUGGAUGAUGAUGAUGAUGAUCUGGAUGGAAAUCCUGCAGUAUUUCAGGACAAUGAAAUGGAAAAUGAUCCGGGAUUAAUGGAAGACAGCAUCGUUGUGGAAGAUGUUAAAAUUGAGCCGCGAAUAGAUGAAGACGAAACACAAGCUUCAAAUACAUCUGGAGCUGAAGAGGAUCAUAGUGAGACAGGUAGUAAGUGCCAGAUUUGCGACAAAGUUUUAAGCUCACGGAGCAAAUUGGCGAGACAUUGUCAGUCAUUGCGGCAUUGGAAAAGAGUUUUGGAGGUUCAGGCGAAUAAAACAACAGCGACUGGAAACUUAAAGCAACCAAUUCGCUCAGAUUCUGAUCGUUUCGAUAGUGUCGAGAAACUCAUGACAAGGGAAGAAAAUGAUGAAGGAUUCAUGUGUUCAAUAUGUGGUCAAACAUUCAAUCGGCCGUAUCAGUUAACGAAGCACAUGACAACACACAACGUGAACGAGUCACCAACGUCUCCUGAGACAUCCGGUAUGUCCAAAAAUUAUUCUUUUAGCUCUGCCAUGGAUCAACAAAAGAAUACUGACGACGAACAAGUGUAUCAGAGUGAUACAUGCGAAAAAGUUCAUUCAAACAUAUCGAAACUGACGAGCCAUGCAUCUUCCGUUAUCAAAUCCAUCGAAAUUGGAACCAAUAUUGCGAUAGAAGAAUCCCAACUCAUCUCGACAACUAGUGACAUUCCCACUAAAGUUGGAAAAGCGGCUAGUGAGGAACGACCAUUUCAGUGCGACUUGUGUCCUAAAACUUUUCAAUUCAGGCGGGUACUGGUACAUCAUAAAUCAAAAGUUCAUGGACCAAAAAGGCAUAAGUGUGACAUUUGUAAUAAAAAAUUUCCUUCACGGUGUGAAAUGAUCAGGCACGAGUACACAAAAAAGCAUUUAAGAAAUCUCGAAAAAAUACAUAGGCAGCAAAACGAGCAAUCGUUGCACGCAAACGUACAAAGUCACGAAACCGAUUCGGUGCAACCAAAUGAUCAAAUGAGCGAAGACGAGGAUGGUACAACCGGUUCUGUCCAUGCCGAUAGCAGUGCCAACGAAAAGAGCUACGAAGGAACCAGCUUGUUAAAGAAUAAACGUCUUUUAGCAAAAUAUUCUGAGCAAUUAGUUAAAGUAAAAUGUGAUGUAUGUAAUAAGGUACUUGCAAACAAAUGGACCUUAUUGAACCAUAAAAAAAGCCAUGAUCCAUCCAACAACUGCACAUGUCAUGUAUGUGGUAGGCCCUGUCGUAACUUAAGUACACUGAGGAACCAUCUCGUAACGCAUAAAUCAGUUGUCGAACGUCAGCGGAUAAAACCGCCGGAAGAUAAAAAAAACGUCCCUAGACCAUUCAAAUGUGACAUAUGCCAAACCACGUACGCGGCCAAAUUUACUUUUUUGAAUCACAAAAGAGUUAUCCAUGGACCGAAAAACUAUCAAUGUGAAAUGUGUGGUUUUAAAUUGUCGACGAACGAAGUGUUAGAAAAGCAUAUGCAGAAACAUAUAUUACGUGGUCACACCAAGGAAGACUUUCAGGCUCUGAAAGAACUGAUGCAGAAAAUGAACUCAUCUACGAACUCAAACGAAGAAGAUGCUAAGACGGAUAGAUCAGCUGAGUUGAGUGAAAAUGAAAACUCUCAAGACAUCUCGACCAAGAGCGAAGAAAACUGCUCAGAACUUCCUACUGAACAGUCUUUCCAAUGCGAUGUGUGUCACAAAUCUUUUGAAACCAGAGUACUUCUAUAUCGUCACAAAAGAAAUGUUCACAAGCCGAAAAGGUUCAAGUGCUCCGUUUGCGGAAAAUGUUUUGCCUACAAACAACAGAAAAAUAUGCACAUGCAAGUUCACAAGCAGAAUUCAACAGCUACUAAGGACUUCGAGUGUCCUGAAUGUCCUAAAAUAUUUCCAUCUUGGAAACAUUUACACAAGCACCUGAUCUUUCAUGUCAGCAAGAAGAAAUCCUCCGGUGAAAGAACUGUCGCUUGUCCAAAAUGUGAUAAAAUGUUUCAAACGUCCGCCCAUAGAGAUUCUCAUAUGCGAAUUGCUCAUAAAAAUGUGGAACACAAAUGUGACAUCUGCAACAAAUCGUUUUCCAUGCGCGCUCAACUUUGGAAGCACAUGAAUAAUGAACAUGGUGAAAAGUCGGCUAGUUCUUCUGAAUCUGACGGCGAGAAUUCUUUUCAGGGAAAUAACAGCUACGAAGCGGGUAGGAAACAGCCUCAAAGAAAUGCGAAACACAGAGCAGUUAAACAGGAAACGAUAACGGAUGAUGAAUCUUAGACUUGCUUAGGCCGAAGUGCUAUCAGUGAAACGUGAACUCAAAAGAAUAAGCCAGGUGAGGACAUAACUAUAAUAUCAAUUAUAAUUAAAUAUAUCAUCAAUGACAUAA